GCCUUUCUCGCACGACCCGCGGUCCUCCUCAUUUUUUAUCGAGAAAAAAAAAGGAGGCUUCUCUCUCUCUCUCUCUGCGUAGGAAUCUGUUGAAUUAUCGCUGUCAUUCGUCGUGUCUCUCUUUUUUCUAGCUCGGGUGAAUCGGCACAGGAGGAGAACGAGAACGAGAACGAGGAGGAGGAGGCAGAGAGAGAGGUGAGAAGAGGGAAGGCUCCUGCUACAACUUUUGGUGGCAGGCAUUGUGUCGUUCUCGACGUCGUGUGGCCUCUCUGGCCAUCCCUCUGGAGCCCUUCCGUGAAAGAGAAAUUUUAGCUCUUACAGAGUUUGCUUCUCGAGAUUCUGCAACAUCGGAUAUUUUCUUCAGAGAAAUUGCCAAGAGCAGGCGCUCAAGUCACGUCGAGUCUUCGACAAGUUCUGAUCAGAGGGCACACAGACGAAGGCUUGAUUUUUUCACGUUUUCCAGACGAGAUGGUAAAAUCCUCCUGAAGAAGAAGAAAAAGAAGAGAGGAAACGAAGGACGUCUCUUCCUCGUCACACUCUCCUCGCCUUCCACCGUCUUAUUGAAUAAGAAGAGAUCUCCUUCACGAAGCAGAACCUGAGGACGUGUCCUCUUCCACUCGCUCGCUCACGUCUUUCUCGUGCGGGACAGAACAGAGCAAAGCAGAAACUGAACUUCUUCAACACUACCGAUUUAGUUAGCCCUUUCAUUCCGCUCUUUCUCCGAGUUCUUUCCUACCUGCCAGAAUCCAACCACCCAUGAAUCCCCUCCCGUUCAUUGCGGCUCUCCUUCUGGCGUCUCUCGUUCUCGGCGACUCUGCCAAGGACAAGGGCUCAUCGUCGGACCCGAUGAACCCCGGCGAGUCGCCGGGAACCGUCCCGGCAUUCCCGGUCCAGUCAGAGGCGCAGUUGUGCCGGCUGGACCUUUCGGACGAGCUGUUCGGCGGGGUGAAGGAGGCGUGCGGGCAGGUGCUGGACAGGAGUCGGUGCUGCCCUGUUCUGGCAGCUUGGCUCUUCGCUGCUCACGCCCGCUCGGCGCUCCAGCCGGCUGGACCGGUCUCGUCGGAGCUGCCCGCGAUGCCCGACGACUCGCAGAAGUGUGUCAGUUCGCUGCAGGCGUCUCUGCAGAGCCGAGACAUCUCGCUGGCCCAGCCCAACGCCACCUGCGACACGGUACUCUGCUUCUGCGGCAUCCGGCUCCACCAGAUCGGCUCGCUCAGCUGCCCGGCCGCGUUCAACGUCACCAACUCCUCGCGGUCCGCCGUCCCCACGCCGGCGGUCCGCGCUCUCGAGUCCAGCUGCCGGAACGCCUCCUACUCUGGCUGCACCCGCUGCCUGACCGCCCUCCAGAAGCUUAAGGAGGGAGAGAACUACACCAAGGAUGGCAAUGACCGGGCGAGCAAGAUGUUCAGCAGGGACUGCCAGCUGAUGAGCCUGACUUGGCUUCUGGCCAAAAACAAGACGGCCUACAUUCCGACCGUGUCCGCCGUUCUCCGGGCAGUCAUGUACAGCACGCAUCCUCACCAGUCGAAGUGCAGCCCGGACCAAGAGAACAUGCCUCUCGCCGUCGACUCGCUCCAAUUCCUCAAGCCGGAAUCGUCCGCCGCCAUGAGUUCGCCCAAACCAGUGAUGGCCCUCCUCUUGCAUCUCUUCCCUCUUGUGUUUCUUGCCUUGGAUCGGGUCGUGUGGAUCUUUUAGAUUAUACUGAAUCUGGAUCUCGUUUUGUGCAUACAUAGAGUUGGAUACUACGGCUAGGCCGAUGGUGGUCUUUUUUGUGUCUAUGGUUCUUCAUUGAUUAUAUGUUAUAAUCCAUAUCUCUGGUUCUAUGUGAUUCCAUAGUGGGCUGUUUAAUGAAUAUAGCAUCUCUCUGACUGGAAUUUGGAUCA
Nymphaea colorata (pocket water lily) is the source of this 1883-nucleotide messenger RNA. RefSeq lists its product as uncharacterized. The transcript has 3 exons. The record is from RefSeq and is a predicted model, not a curated record. Bases 757 to 1695 code for a protein of 312 amino acids. NCBI's taxonomy places the organism in Eukaryota, Viridiplantae, Streptophyta, Magnoliopsida, Nymphaeales, Nymphaeaceae.